This is a messenger RNA of Chrysoperla carnea, 1417 nucleotides long. RefSeq names its product annexin B9-like. The transcript has 6 exons. The record is from RefSeq and is a predicted model, not a curated record. Lineage: Eukaryota; Metazoa; Arthropoda; Insecta; Neuroptera; Chrysopidae. Gene Ontology annotation, molecular function: calcium-dependent phospholipid binding; calcium ion binding. The coding region runs from base 160 to 1134 and encodes 324 amino acids. Gene Ontology annotation, cellular component: cytoplasm.
UAACGUGAACCAAAUCAACAUUCUACGUCUUCAAGAAGAAUCUCCUUACAAGUUUUAAGUUGCCACUAAGCAAAGUUCGCUUGUUUAAUUCGUGUGCAUUUGUUAAAAAGUUUAAUAAAUAAUUUUUUUUAAUCUAAAAAUUAAUAUCAACAAUACAAAAUGAGUUCUUCACAAUACUAUCCAAUACAAUGUACUCCAACUGUCUACCCAGCUGAUCCCUUCGACCCUGAAGCUGACGCAGCCACUUUACGUGCUGCUAUGAAAGGCUUUGGUACUGAUGAACAAUCUAUUAUUGAUGUCUUAGGACGUCGUGGUAUUGUUCAACGUUUAGAAAUUGCCGAGACAUUCAAAACUGCCUAUGGAAAGAAUUUGAUCAGUGAUUUGAAAAGUGAAUUGGGUGGAAAAUUUGAAGAUGUUAUUAUUGCAUUAAUGACACCACUACCAGAAUUGUAUGCCAUUGAAUUACACGAUGCUAUCUCUGGCAUUGGUACUGAUGAAGAAGCAAUUGUUGAAGUAUUAUGUACUUUAUCAAAUUUUGGAAUUCGUACAAUUGCUGCCUGUUAUGAAGAAAAAUAUGGCAAUUCAUUAGAAGAUGACCUUAAAGGCGACACAUCUGGCCAUUUCAAACGUUUAUGUGUUUCAUUAUGCUGUGCAAACCGUGACGAAAGCCCAGAUGUAGACCCAGAACGUGCUAUUGCUGAUGCCGAAGCACUUAUUGCUGCUGGUGAAGGACAAUGGGGUACAGAUGAAUCUGUGUUCAAUCAAGUUCUCAUUACACGAAGCUACCCACAAUUGCGACAAACCUUUGCUGAAUAUGAAAAACUUAGUGGUACUGAUAUUGAAGAUGCAAUUAAACGAGAAUUUUCUGGUUCUGUUGAAGAUGGCUUACUUUCAAUUGUUAAAUGCGUAAAGAGCAAAGUUACUUAUUUCGCUGAACGAUUACACGAUGCCAUGGCUGGUAUGGGAACAAACGACAAAACUUUAAUUCGUAUUAUUGUCACACGAUCUGAAAUUGAUUUGGGAGAUAUUAAACAAGCUUUCCAAGAAAAAUACGGCAAAACUCUUGAAAGUUGGAUUAAAGAUGACUACUCGGGUGAUCUACGCAAUCUUUUAAUAACUAUUGUUAGCUUUUAAGACAAAAUAAAGCAUAAUAUAUUUUUCAAAGCAACUUUGCUGAACCAUUUCUAGUUUUCUUAAAUGUCAAUUAUUGUAUACGAAAAAAAAAGUUCAGGUCACUAAAAAAUAUUUUGCAUGAAUUUAAUCAUAUUUAAUAUUUUAUGUCUAAGCGAUACAAAAUUUGGAUUAGAUCCAUUUAGUGUUUGAUAGUUAAAGUGGAAGCUUGCUUUAUGUGUCUUAUUAGAAAAAUCACUUAUUUUUCUAAAAAAAUAUACACCGAAUUUAUUGCACAUUUUAAAAC